Anopheles stephensi (Asian malaria mosquito) is the source of this 1466-nucleotide messenger RNA. RefSeq names its product endochitinase-like. Lineage: Eukaryota; Metazoa; Arthropoda; Insecta; Diptera; Culicidae. Gene Ontology annotation, cellular component: extracellular region. The record is from RefSeq and is a predicted model, not a curated record. Gene Ontology annotation, molecular function: chitinase activity; chitin binding. The coding region runs from base 134 to 1420 and encodes 428 amino acids. The transcript is spliced from 2 exons. Gene Ontology annotation, biological process: carbohydrate metabolic process; chitin catabolic process.
UGCACACAUAAAGACGGCAACAAUUUUCAAGAAUAUUGUGACGUGUUCGUUACCUACGUUACAGCGUUUGCAGGAUCUACUCGUAUGCGAGAUCAGUCUUCGUUCGAUCUUUCAACCAUUCAGCUGAUCUAAAAUGCGUGUAACAGGUGCGGAUUUUCUAAACAGUGCGCCGAGUAAACGACCAUUAACCCACACGGUUUCUUUCGCAGGAGCAACAGGGAUUAUCUUGGCUGCUGUUCUACUGGCAGCCGUAUCCGACUGUGCCGCAAAACCACAGCGACUGAUCUGCUACUACACAAACUGGAGCCAUGCACGUCCCGCGGACUACGCUUACCAAAUCGAGGACAUCCCGGGCAAUUUGUGUACGCACGUAGCGUACACGUUCGUGGGGUUGAAUGAAUCUACAUCCCAGCUGGUAUCGCUCAAACCAGAGUACGAUGAGGAACGGAAUGGGUUCGGCCGGCUUCGUGAGCUCAAGAUAAACUUUCCCCAUCUGAAGCUUAUCGUGUCCGUUGGCGGUUGGACACACGGUGGUGCAGCGUUCAGCAAGCUGGCCGGCUCGAGACACACUCGCCUUCAGUUCGUGGCAAGCGUUGUGGCAUUUAUGGAGCAAAACCACCUGGAUGGGUUUGAAAUUGUUUGGCUGUGGCCGGGUGCACCCGAACGUGGGGGCAAUCCGGCCGAUAAGGACAAUUUUUAUUACCUCGUAAAAGAGCUGCACGAUGAGUUCCGGCGCGUUGGCAAAGGAUGGGAGGUUGCCAUCCAGGUACCGGUCGAUCAGGCACGGAUAGCCGCGGGUUACCAGCAGCAGUGGCUGUGCGAAGCUGCCGACUUUGUCCAUCUGGCCGGGUAUGAUUUGCGUGGUCCGUGGACGGGACGGGCAGACGCACACAGCAUCCUGAGGGCAAGACCCCACGAUCAAGACUAUUUCUACACCUUCAACAUACAGCAUGGUGUUGCAUCGUGGCAGAGACGAGGCUGCCGGCCCGAACAAAUCAUUGUAGGUCUUCCGAUGUACGCCCGCACUUACACCCUUACAAACACCACCAUCACAACACCUGGCUCGCAAACGGUGGGCCCCGGUGAGGUGGGUCCCGUAACGAAGGAUCCCGGACUGUUGGGCUAUUUUGAGUUGUGUGAGCUGAUGAAGGACAACAAUUGGACGGAGGGAUGGGACCGAAUGGCUGAGGCUCCCUAUGUCCAUCGGGACGGUCAGUGGAUCGGGUACGAGAGCGUGGAAUCGUUGGCAAUGAAAACGAAAUUUAUACAAUCUAGCGGAUUGGGAGGCGUUUAUGCGUACACGCUCGAUUUGGACGACUAUCGUGGGAAGUGUGGUGAGGCGUAUCCGCUGCUGCGCAGUCUGCAUGACACUCUAAAGCAUAAGGAUGAAGAAAUUGAUUUCGCCAUUUUUCGAGAGUAGUUUAAUAGAAAUAGAAUUUGGAAACUUCAAAACGAAACUUUAAAAA